This is a messenger RNA of Phyllotreta striolata, 1308 nucleotides long. The record is from the annotation of a GenBank genome assembly. NCBI's taxonomy places the organism in Eukaryota, Metazoa, Arthropoda, Insecta, Coleoptera, Chrysomelidae.
AUGUCGGGCGUUUGCUUGAUUUGCCUGCAGCCCAAACCGGAACUGAUAAAUAUCGACAAAAACAUAAACGACAACGACUCCCUGUUGACGAAAUUAAUGGAUUGUAUUCCAGAAUUGGACUGGAGUAAACCGUUCGAGCUGUGCUACGCUUGCUCCCAGCAAGUCAACGAAAUCCAUUCGUUUAGACUACUGUGCAUCAGCUCGUACAAAUCGUACUGGCUUUUACGGAGCACCCAAUGUCUGAUAAAAGACGAGAAACCCUCAGAUUUGGAAUUGAAAAUCGAAUUAGACAAUAACGACUACGCCGAUAACUUAGCAUCAGACGAUGGCGAUUCCAAUAACGAGGCGAAAAGCAAAACCAAAAAAGUUUCUUGUAAAAUAUGCGGAAAAUCCUACGCUUCGAAGUACGUGUUAAAGAAACACACGAAGAUUUGUUUGUUAAAGCACGACGACGGCAACAAAAAUAGCGAAGCACCUUCGAUCGAAGACUUCAACAUCCCACCGUCCUGCUUAGAAUGCGGAAUGACCUUCAAAAACAAGUACUUGCAAAAGCGCCACCUGGACAACGUGCACAUAAAAGAAAAGAAAUUCAUCUGCGAAAUAUGCAACAGAGGAUUCGCUUCUUCGGUCUAUCUCAACGCCCACAAACGGUACCAUUCAGGCGAAAGGCCCCACGUUUGCUCAUUCUGCGGUAAAGGCUACAUAACGGCCAGCGAUCUCUAUCACCACGAGAAAAUCCACGCGAACAAAAGGAGCUACCGAUGCGAGAUAUGCCCCAAGGCCUUCAACACCUCCUCCGAUCUCUACAAGCACAAAAUCUGCGUCCACAUGGACCGAUCCCUGUGGAAAUACGCCUGCGACGUCUGCGACAGGAAAUUCCCAUUGAAAAUCAACAUGGAGAGCCACAGGAAGACGCACACGGGCGAGCGGAACUUCCCCUGUCAUCUCUGCGAUCGAAAGUGCAUCAACAUGUCGGUGUUGAAGAGGCACAUACAGACCCACUCGCACCUGUUCUUCUACAAAUGCGACGUCUGCGAGCAACCGUACAAGUACCAAAAGUCGCUGGAUAUCCACAAAGCCAAAGCCCACGGUAUCGGUACUAUCAAGAUACGGCCGACCGUCAAGAAAUUCGCCUGUCCGUUGUGCUCCAAAGCGUAUUCGGCCAAUAAUAAGCUGCAGAAACACCUGAGGGCGCACGUGGGGGACAAGCCCUUCAAGUGCCCCGAAUGCCAAAAAGGAUUCACCGAUAAAUCUUACGUGAAGCAACAUUUGAAAACCGCUCACAAUAUACCCGGCGAAGACGCGUAA